Molecule: messenger RNA, 1747 nt
Organism: Nothoprocta perdicaria
Lineage: Eukaryota; Metazoa; Chordata; Aves; Tinamiformes; Tinamidae
Gene: SAPCD2
Product: suppressor APC domain containing 2
Exons: 6
Coding region: 1-684 (227 amino acids)
Source: RefSeq, a predicted model, not a curated record
AUGUACACGCUGAUGCACAUGCCGCACGCUGAUGGGCAGUUCCCAGCAGGCGCCGAUGCUAAGUCUGCUGGGCAGUGCCAGGGAGAAGGCAGCCUUUCGGCGGCUGGAGAUGCUCGGAGGCACCAGAGGGGACGCGCUGAGCACCGCAGACACACCAUCACCAACGGCGUGGACUUCAGCAUGCUGAAGCAUAUGAAGGAGCUGGAACAGGAGAAAGAUUUUCUGCUCCAGGGUCUGGAGAUGGUGGAACGUGCCCGGGAGUGGUAUCACCAGCACAUCCAGUUUAUGCAGGAACGCCAGAGACUCCUGGGGAAAAACAAAAGCAGCACGGACUUCCUCCCUGACGGCAGCCAGAGCCACCUGGGGCGCCUGCUCCCCAAGCUGCAGGAGGUGAACCGCUGCCUCAGUGACCUCCUUUCUGCGGUGGGCAAGUCAGCAAACCCUUCCUCAGCUCUGACCAGGCCGGGCCCUGCAGGCCCUGUGGUGUCCCCAGCCUCAGCAGGGUCCCAGCAAGCCAUCAGUAUGCUGAAGGAGCAAAACCGGCUUCUCACCAAGGAAGUGACUGACAAGAGUGAACGCAUCACCCAGCUGGAGCAGGAGAAAUCCGCCCUGAUCAAGCAGCUCUUUGAGGCUCGGGCUCUCAAUAACCAUGAAACAAGCCAGCUGGACUCCACCUUCAUCUAAUGUCUGCCUCCUGGAGCUCCUGCUGGCCCCACACUUGAGCUCUCCCCUGGGCUUUUUUUGGAGCUAGGACUCUUGCCUGAAUCUCACCGCAUCCAUUGUUCCUGGUGGUGUGUCUCAGRGCCUGGGGAGGUGCAGAACCCCAUGGUAUGUCUACGUGAGGAAGCCAGAGGAAAGCACUUUCCUGAUCCUGCUUGUGCAGGCCUGGGAUAUCUCCCCUCUUUGCUGUGCUGCUGGACUUGGUCAGCUGCACCAGUUGCAAGCUGCUCCUUUUCUUGCCUUCAAAACUGACUGCAGAGACUGAACCCCCUAUCCUGUUUCCUCUGUGCUGGGUGCUACCUGCACAGUCUGUGUGAGGUUGGGAUGGGGGCCUGCUGUACCCUUGGCCUGAUUUAGGCUGAAUUGUGGCUGCUCUCUGAAAAAGAUGAUAUCUUUAACACUCCACUUGGCAUCUCCAACCAACCUGGCCGCUGAAGGACCGCUUGCUUAUGACAAGAGGAGGAGAUUGAAAAUCGAUAAUGAGGCGAGCAUGGCGUCUCUCUGCUGCCUGAGUUCUGCCUGCCGCUGCAACCAAACUGGGUUAGAGCAAUACUUGAGCUGCUGCUCCUCUUAGGAUCAUCUCUCCCCCUGUUCUGGAGGAGUGUUGAUGAAGUUGUUUACACAUCUGGAGGCUCAUCCUGUAGUUGAUGAGCCAUAGACCCAAGUGAGAUCACGUGUAUCUCUAAGCUAGUGUUUCAGGCUGUUUGUGGAUACAGGCAGACGCUUCUGAAUCAAUUUUGUUUGACCUGGCAAAUGUUUCCUUACGAUUGCUAGGAUUAUAUUUUUGUGAUUACUUUAAAAGCAGAGAUAAUGUCCUCUAGCAUGAGGACUACGUGACAGAAACCUGAUUUCACAGAGGGCAUUUAGAAGUAGGAUUCUUAUCUAACUGAACGUGGGUAAUGGAGAGGAGGUUGGUGGGCUUUUUSCUUUGCACAUCUCCAAGUGGAGAAAUGGCAGGUUUGCCUGUCCUGGUGUUGUACCCAGGGUCCCCUGGUGACAUCGUAGGUGUGAACUGCAUCCCUCUCCA